Messenger RNA from Echinostoma caproni, 1131 nucleotides. NCBI's taxonomy places the organism in Eukaryota, Metazoa, Platyhelminthes, Trematoda, Plagiorchiida, Echinostomatidae. The record is from the annotation of a GenBank genome assembly.
AUGUGGGUCGAUCCGUCAUGUCGCAAGGAGAGAAUCAGCAAGACUUGGCAAUAUGUGGAUUUGGAAUUGGGCGUGUUUUCCGGUUCCGGCGCGCUGAAACACAAUCUGGGCCAUGAAUCACUGGCUUUGCAAUUGCUUGUUCAAACCCCAAUCGGGGGCAGUUUUGUCCAACCGGAUCUGACGAAUUCCGUCAGACCGUCCACAUUGGUCAAAGCGAGUCACGCGUACUCGAAGCGCAUGGAAACAGUUUGGCGCGUUUUGACGCGUCUCGUACCGAACGAUCCGACGCAGUCCGCUAUGAUUUCAUACACAGCCGUUUUGGACAGUUUGAUCCAGGCGGUACCCACCCUGUGCUAUCUGUAUUUCAUGUUCUCCAUACUCACUUCAGAUGUUCAGUGCCUGCCGACUUCCUUGCCAAGUUUGCUCAGUCUUCUGACACGUUUGGAUCAGUUAAGAGCCAGUAUUCGUUCGGAUCAACCGGCCGCUCGUGCUAAAACGCGGUGGUCUGCCCCGGAACCCAAAGCGGUGGGCAUCAGUGACCGGAUUUGUGCUCGACGCUUUUUGGCGCUUUCGGUUGGUGGUCUGGCGGCUUUCGCAGCUCUUCGACAACGCCACAGACAUCCGCUGUUGGAACAGUUGUUCACCAUUUGGGCUCAAGUAAUGCAAGAACAUCGCGCUGUGGAUACAUUCCCACGGGAGUUUGUUUUUCCAAGUCAGUUGACGUACCUACUGCCAUCCCGUGUUGCGUUGGAACGAUGUGUGUUCCCAUUCUCGUUGUCCAACGCGGCCUCACUGCGUGGCCUACUCUGUCCGUUGUUCCUGGCUCAGUUCGCUCAUCAGCUGAACAGUUUCAGCGGUCAAGUGGGUGAAUUAGCCGCCAAUACGCUUGUGGAUCAGAUCAGUUGUGGUCCUCGUGCUGGACCACGUGCACCGGCCGAACCGAGUGGGAUACGACUGCCCAGUUUAGACGUGUUCUCGGAUCCCGCAAUGCUGCGUGGAUCGCAACUCGAAUCGUACGCGAGCUGUCUUCCGGUCAGUUUGGAAUUGAUCCUAUUAAGUGUCGAAUUGGAACGAUGGUCCAGUCUGAUUGCCGGGGAUGCGACUGUCAACGAAUUUUCCGGUACGACUUAG